ACACGUCGGCGGCGGCGGAACUCCCAUCCGGAUGCUCCAAGAUGGCGUCGGAGGCGGCGGGUGCUGCCGCGGGGGGGAGCGGCGGCCGCUGCUGAGGGGGCUGAGCGGGAGGGUGCAGUGUGGAAGGAGGAACCUACUGACAGCAUCCACUAUUAAUUUAUCAUCUAUCAUCUGACCCUGCCAGAAGGCCACCAUGCAGCAGCCUCCUCAGACUGUCCCAGCAGGAGCUGCAGCUCCACCUCCUGCAGGCAUUGCUCGGAACAUGUACUGGAGAAGCAGCUCCCUCAGCAAACGAGCCAGUGCAACAGCUGCCCCGGUGCAGCCUGUGACAGACCCUUUUGCCUUUGGCAGGCAGACUCCCCAGGCUUCUCCUUUAGAUAAUCCAUCCAAGGGCAAUCCAUUGGUUAUGCAAAGCUCUCCCCCGGGGGCGUUCCCGCAGGCAGCUGCCCUGCACACUUCACUGUCCCGGGCAGGGGACAAUCCUCAUGGACUGCACACACCUUCCUCAGCUCCUGGCUCUCAGCCAGGAGGAAAUGCCAGUACGUUUUCUAAUGUUCCAACCCCUUCACCAUCCCCGGGAUUCGUUCUGAACAGUGCUGCAGAAGUGCAUCCAAAUGCAGAGCUGGGACUCCAUGGGCCUGUAGGACCUUUGCAUUGUAACACAGGAGCAGCAGUUGAAAAUUCUUUCAGUGUGCAUCCUGGAAUGGUGUCUGCAUCAAACAAGCCUGGAGGCAGGCAAGAUGUUGAUAGAGAUCCAAGUGAUGUUCCUUCAGGACCCAGUGCAGCAGCACUCUUCCCUCCACCCCCCCAGCAGCCUGUGUCUCAGUGGAGGCCUGUUCAAGGUAACCUGCAACCUCCAGUUCAAAAUUUUGUGCCCUAUCCUGAGCCAUCUUCUCAGACUGAUGUUCAUAACGUUUCACAGUCUUCUGUUAGCAUGUCUCAUCCUCCUCCACAGACAAAUUUACAGCAGGGUCCUCUACACCAAGGUAUUCCACAAAAUAUCAUGCAAGCACCUUCAUCAGUUGGUUGUGAAAAGAAUGGGAAAAAUGGCUCUGCAAAUAGCAGUCACCACACAAACAGCAUCCAGCCUGGAAAUGUGUUCAGGCAGAACACAGAAGUGACUUGGUUAAAUCAGCCAUACCCAGAACACUUUUACCCACAGCCACCUCUCCAAGACUCCAGUUUGGUUGUUCCCACAGCUCAGGAAAAUAACCCCCAAAACCAGGCUCCUGACAUGUCUGAAACAUCAAAUAGAGCAAUUCCCACGGAUCGAGAUCCAGGAACUCUCUCCAUGUUUUUCAAAGGGGAUGAGGCAGAAAAUGAAGAAAUCCUGUCAUGUGAAAAAACCUACGUGGCUGAGAAAGCAGAGUUUGAGGCUUGUCAGCCAAAUUCAGCAUCUUUGUAUCACCAGCCAGGGCAUCCUCAGUGGGCUGCAGCUAAUGUUCAGUCUCAGGCACAGGCUGGUUCAGGUCCAGCCAGUGAGAUGGUACAGAAAGGAAUGGAUGUCCAGUACUUCCCUAAAAUUGUAAACCAGCAGGAGCCACAGGCUGGUAGGCACUCUCUGUUUGGUAGUGAUGACAAGGCACACAUCCAAGAUGUGUCUGGGCAUGGUGGGACACAGUAUGAAAAUGUUGAGAACCUGGAGUGCAUUCAGAAUCAAGAAGUGCUGCCGAGUGAGCCACAGAACAUGAGUGCUGCAUCCCUUGCUGCUGGUCCUGAGCUCUACAGGUACGGAGCCUUUCCAGGUCAGAUGCUUCCAAAGAAUUCUGUUGUGAGCCAUGCUGAAGGAGGACCAAAUUUGGAGGCACCUGAUUCCUUACCUCACCCUGUCCGACCAGACAGUGUAUCUUCAAACUAUAGCAGCAUCAGCCACAGGAGUGCUUCUGGCUCAGUGAGACAUCAGGAGCAAGUGGGUACAUUUAUUCAGCAAGAGAGUGGGAAGCCUGAUGAGGAGACCUCUGCCAGCUUCUUCAAACAGAUUGACUCCUCUCCUCUGGGAGGUGACUCAAGUGAGCUAAACCUGGGCAAGACCUACCAUGGUAAUCUAUCCCAACCUCCAACUCCAAGUCCUCCUAAACCUACAGGAGUAUUUCAGACAAGUGCAAAUAGUUCUUUUGAACCUGUGAGGUCCCACGGAGUUGGGAUAAAACCUGCAGAGAUUGACCAAGCAAAGAUGGUGGUUGAAUUAAGAGAGAACCACUCAAACCAAAAGCAUAUCAAGAAGAAUACAGCUGUGCCAGCUGCAUCCCCAGGAAACCUUGAACAGCCACCAGAUAAUCUGGAAACUAUUUUUAUGCCUCAGGUACACCCACUGCCCCUUGCAGUCACUGGUGAAGCUGGAAAUACAUUGCACUCUGGGCCUGUUAUGGAAAACAUACACUCAGUAUCUGAGAGAAGGUCCUCAACAAGAGCUCAGGGAGUAGUUAAGAAGUGUGAUAGCCCAGCAACAACUUUAUGGGCUCAGAAUGAGUUGCCUAAUUUUGGGGGAAAUGUUCUUCUAGCUCCUGCUGCUCCUGCAGUGUAUGUACCUGCCAAACAAACUGUAGAAGUCAUUCAGCCGCCAGAAGAAGGCCUGUCUAAUCAGCAGCUGAGUAAACCAGGGACUAUGGCUGUGCCACUUGCCCAAGAUGGAAACAUAGCUUCUGAAAAUCUUGAGAAUCCUCCCAAAAUGGGAGAAGAGGAGGCACUUCAGUCUCAGGUGACAAAAGAUGUGCAGCAUCAGGCUGUGUCAGACAGAGCUUUACAGGGAACAUUGCAAGCAGCUCAGGUGGAGCAGCCGACAUCUUCUGGGCAGCCCUCAGUUCCUCAGAGCUACCAGGUUGCUGCAGGGACUAAAGCCAUGCAGGCAUCCCAGAGCCAGGGGCUGAGUAACCAUCCCCAGGAGGCAGGUUCAGCACAGCUGACAGCAAGGGGUGAGCAGACCAGUCCUGAGAAGCAGCCAGUGCCUGGACAGCCAGCGGGUGCUCCAACUUCCACAGCUCCAACUUCCACAGCCCCUCUUUCCAGCACCACUCAGUCAGCCAUACCAAGUGUGCAGCAAGACCUGCAGCAUCCACCCCUGCCUCAGACUCCUCAGGAUGCCUUUGGUCCACCCCAGAACCCUUACUACUACUACAGACAUCCAUAUGAUGCUUACCAGCCUCCAUACCCACCACCUUAUCCUCCUGCAGAUCCCAGAACAGCUCAUCUCUAUUACAUGGAGGACACCUAUGGGCAGUAUGACCCCCGGUACCGGCACUACGACACCGGCACCGCCUACAUGGACCCUGGCAGCUACCGCUACCCCGAGCCUGAGCGCCCCAGCUCCAGAGCCAGCCACUGCUCUGACAGGCCUGCCUCUAGGCAAGGGUAUCCUGAAGAUUAUUGCACAAAAAGUGGAUGGAGUGAUUACUAUCCAGGCUAUUACCCAAACUCAUAUGAUUAUGGAGAUCCAAGCCGCUGGGAACGUUACUCAUCUGCAUACAACUCCAGGUACAGAGAUCCUAGAAGUUAUGAUCAGAGGUACUGGUAUGAUUCUGAACACAACCCUUACCAGAAGAGAGAAGCAUUUCCCUAUGGCAACAGACGAGACCUCUAUGAAGAUAACUGGAGGUAUGAUCCUCGUUUUACUGGAAGCUUUGAUGAUGAAUCUGAGCCCCACAGAGAUCCCUACGGUGACGAAUUCGACCGCCGCAGCGUCCACAGCGAGCACUCGGGUCACAGCCUGCGCAGCUCUCGCAGUGUUCACAGCCACCACAGCAGCUUCAGCUCUCGUUCUCAACAAAGCCAGCUGUACAGGAGUAACCAUGACCUAACGGCUAACACGUAUGAACCUACUGCCCAGGCAGUGUCACUCCACCCCGAUUACUCCUACGGCGGAUACGAUCCCAACUUUGAUGGACAACAGACUUUUACAGAAUAUGGCUACCCGACUGAGGCUGGAUGGGCAGCUGUAGAACAAGCACCUUUAAGGCCCUCAACACCUGAGAAAUUUUCAGUGCCUCAUAUCUGUGCUAGGUUUGGUCCUGGGGGCUUCUUAAUAAAAGUGCUGCCAAAUCUGCCUUCAGAAGGACAGCCAGCUCUGGUUGAAAUACACAGUAUGGAGACUAUGUUACAACAUUCUCCAGAGCAAGAAGAGAUGAGAGCAUUUCCUGGUCCUCUUGCAAAGGAUGACACCCAUAAAGUGGAUGUUAUUAAUUUUGCACAGAAUAAAGCUGCACAGUGCUUUAAGAAUGAAAAUUUAAUUGAUAAAGAAUCUGCGAGUCUGCUUUGGGACUUUAUUGUGCUCUUGUGCAGGCAGAAUGGGACAGUUGUGGGAACAGACCUGGCUGAACUUUUGCUGCGAGAUCAUAAAACCGUGUGGCUUCCUGGCAAGUCCCCUAAUGAGGCAAAUUUGAUUGAUUUCACUAAUGAGGCUUUGGAACAAGCAGAAGAGGAAUCUGGUGAAGCCCAGCUCUCAUUUCUCACUGACAGUCUUAUAACUGCAAUUGACAGUCUGGAGAAGGAAACAGAGAGGUUCAGAGAGCUGCUGCUUUAUGGCCGCAAGAAGGAUGCUUUGGAGUCUGCCAUGAAGCAUGGUUUGUGGGGUCAUGCUCUGCUACUUGCCAGCAAAAUGGACAGCAGAACACAUGCAAGAGUUAUGACCAGGUUUGCCAACAGUCUCCCAAUUAAUGACCCUCUGCAGACUGUGUACCAGCUGAUGUCUGGAAGGAUGCCAGCUGCUUCCACGUGCUGUGGAGAUGAGAAAUGGGGAGACUGGAGGCCUCACCUAGCAAUGGUGUUAUCCAACUUGACCAAUAAUGUGGACUUGGAAUCCAGGACCAUUGCUACCAUGGGAGACACUCUUGCUUCUAAAGGCCUGCUGGAUGCUGCUCAUUUUUGUUACCUUAUGGCCCAAGUUGGUUUUGGAGUUUACACAAGGAAGAUAACAAAGCUUGUCUUAAUUGGAUCAAAUCAUAGCUUACCAUUUUUUAAGUUUGCCACCAAUGAAGCUAUUCAAAGAACAGAAGCCUAUGAAUAUGCACAAUCAUUAGGAACUCAGCCUGGCUGCUUACCCAAUUUCCAGGUUUUCAAAUUCAUCUAUGCCUGCCGACUGGCUGAGAUGGGGCUUGCUGCCCAGGCUUUCCAUUAUUGUGAAGUCAUUUCCAGAACUGUCCUUAAAGAUCCACGUUACUAUUCCCCUGUCCUUAUUGGCCAGCUAAUCCAGAUGUCAUCACAGCUACGCCUGUUUGACCCCCAGAUAAAAGAAAAGCCAGAACAGGAAUCUUUUAUUGAGCCUUCCUGGUUAGUGAGGCUUCGACACCUGGAUGGACAGAUCAAGGAGGGUGCAAUAGCUUAUAACACAGACAGAUCCACCCCACCACCAUAUGGCUGUAGCACACCCAGCUCAGAAUUAGACCACGCCAGUCAGUGUGACGGAGCAGGACCUGGCCGUGACCUGGCUCCAGGUGCUGAAAAUCCUUUGUUAGCAUCCUUGUUACCCAAUAUGGCUCAAAGUGUGCAACUGAUGCCUUCAGUACCUCAGGCUGUCCUUGAUGGCUCAGCUGCUAUGAUUCCUCCUGGUGACCAGGAAGCUCCCCAGAGUGUCCCAUUCUAUCCAGUGGCUUCUCAGCCUGUUGGUCCAGGACCUGGCUUUGUACCUCCAGGAUUUACAAAUCCAUAUGGAACUGAACCAUCACCAAUGUAUUCAGGGUCAGCACUACCACCAGGAGGACCACCACAAGAAAUUGACCCACAAUCAGAAGAGCAGCCAAACCUGGAAACAGGAAUGCAGAGAAUUGCCCCAGAGUCUGCUUCACAAAACUCUUUUCCUGAUCAAAGAGAGGAGGAUUUCUAUGGCAGAAUGGCAAGCAUGGUACCUUUAUUACUUGUGUCUCUUCAGCAAAUGUCAGCUGCAUUGCAAAUCUUUGCCAACACAAGAGUUUGCUUGGGUUCCAUUUUGCUCUUCAACAAGACUUGA
Calypte anna (Anna's hummingbird) is the source of this 5938-nucleotide messenger RNA. RefSeq names its product SEC16 homolog A, endoplasmic reticulum export factor (gene SEC16A). NCBI's taxonomy places the organism in Eukaryota, Metazoa, Chordata, Aves, Apodiformes, Trochilidae. The record is from RefSeq and is a predicted model, not a curated record. Bases 194 to 5938 code for a protein of 1914 amino acids. Gene Ontology annotation, cellular component: ER to Golgi transport vesicle membrane; endoplasmic reticulum exit site. The transcript has 22 exons. Gene Ontology annotation, biological process: COPII vesicle coat assembly; autophagy; Golgi organization.